AUGAACCCCCUCGCGCCCUUCGCAUCCAUCCUCCGCCCCUCCCUCCACGCUUCGACCUCCCGCCUACUCCUCCCUCCCCUCCCCCUCUUCUCCUCGCAAUCGUUCUCAACCUCCCCUCCCGCCCUCGCAUCCCGCGAUCGCCGCAUGCGCGCCAAAGUCAAGCGAGACCGGCACGUCAAAGCACAGUCUGAACGCGCCGGUGCCGUAUCGAGCGAAAAUGUCGACCAUAUCCUCGGUUACGAGCCCGUCCCCGGGGAAAAGACACCAUGGGACGGAUGCAGAUUACAGCGCGUCCUCCUUCGUCCCGAGGCGAUCUAUUCGGCACCGCCGGUAGAGUACGCAGCUGGCGAGGCGCCGCAGCAGUACCUACCCGGCCUGGCGAUCGAGGAUCAACAGAUGUUAUUUGGGGCACUGCCUUAUACAUCUACAUCGCUCAAGGCACGGCGGGUCCUGCAGAACAACGCCUCGCUGAGGCAGGAAGAAGACGAUCCGCAUGCGGCAUUGACGGCUGCGGAGGAGGACAAGGUGGAGCAGAUGCAGCGAAUGCUGGAUUUGCGAAACGCGAGUAAGAGGGGGAUUGAGGUGGUGAAUAGGCAAAGGGUGAUUGAGGAAUUUGGCGGGGUGAGAGAGGGCAAGGGAGUCAAUACGGGGAGCUCUGAGGUCCAGGCCGCGUUGCUGACCCAAAAAAUCCGCUCAGUCAUGGAACACAUCAUCUCGAAUCGCAAAGACAACUCCAACAAGCGCGCACUCCGCGUACUCGUACACCAACGCCAACAAAUACUCAAAUACUUUGCUCGGAAAGAGCCAGAAAAGUACGACACUCUGCUCGGCGAUCUGGGUCUCACCCGGCGGGGUGUAGAGGGAGAGAUCAACCUGGCAAAUAUACUAUGUACGUAUCUAUUCCCUGCGAAUAUCCUACCACACCCUUCCCCUUUCCUGAUGCUCCUACAAACCUGA
Molecule: messenger RNA, 957 nt
Organism: Dioszegia hungarica
Lineage: Eukaryota; Fungi; Basidiomycota; Tremellomycetes; Tremellales; Bulleribasidiaceae
Product: structural constituent of ribosome
Exons: 2
Coding region: 1-957 (318 amino acids)
Biological process (GO): translation
Cellular component (GO): ribosome
Molecular function (GO): structural constituent of ribosome
Source: RefSeq, a predicted model, not a curated record